UGCGGGCGGGCGCACUUUCUCCUCAGCGCCGGGCGGGGGCGGCGGCGGCGGCGGCGGCGGCUCCUCAGCUCCUGCCGGACCCCUCGGAGCGAUAACGGCGGGGCCGGGUGCUCCGACUGCGGCAGGCUCGGGACUGCGUGAGCGCCCAACGUGAAUUUCCCCCGCUGACAACUUCUCGUCCGGCUUGUCCCCGGCCCGCGCCGCGCCCCUCACGCGGGGACCCGGGACGCCGCCCCUCAGCGCCAGGCUGCCGCUCACCUCGGGCCGGGGGCUGCCGCACCGCCCGAGGAGUGGCCGCGCCCGCCCGAAGCCGUCCCGCCUGUCCUGCCUGCCCGUCUGUCCGGCGCGGCGCUCGGGGUGGCGGCUGGUCGACAUGGCCCGGGGCAGCCGGCCCUCGGCGGCCGGUGGUGGCGGCGGCGGCGGCGCGGAGCCCCCUGAGCGCGCGGGCCCUGGGCGGCCGCGGAGAUCCUCGCCCGACCGUGUCCACCCCGCGCUGGCAUCGCGCCUCGGCCCUGAGUCCCCGGGACCCCGCGCGGCGCCCGAGACCACCGGCCGGGACUCGGCGGGCGCAGGGCGGCGCGGCAGGCAGCUGGCGGCAAAGUUGGGGCCGGGGCGCUACGGCUGGUGGGCGCUACUGGCGCUGCAGCUGCACUUGCUCCGGGCGCUGGCGCAAGAUGAUGUUGCUCCAUAUUUUAAAACGGAGCCCGGCCUACCACAGAUCCACCUGGAAGGGAACCGCCUUGUUCUUACCUGCCUUGCUGAAGGGAGCUGGCCUUUGGAGUUCAAGUGGAUGCACGAUGACAGUGAGCUCACCACCUACAGCAGCGAAUAUAAGUAUAUUAUUCCAUCUCUGCAGAAGCUCGAUGCUGGGUUUUACCGCUGUGUGGUGCGAAACAGAAUGGGAGCACUCCUGCAAAGAAAAUCAGAAGUUCAUGUCGCAUAUAUGGGAAAUUUCAUGGAUACGGACCAGAGGAAAACAGUUUCUCAAGGACAUGCAGCAAUUCUAAACCUGCUACCCAUCACCAGCUACCCCAGACCUCAAGUGACUUGGUUUAGAGAAGGGCACAAGAUUAUUCCAAGCAACAGAAUAGCCAUCACAUUGGAGAAUCAGCUGGUGAUCCUUGCCACGACACCUAGUGACACUGGGGCAUACUACGUGCAGGCUGUGAAUGAGAAGAACGGAGAAAACAAGACAAGCCCAUUCAUUCAUUUGAGCAUAGCAAGAGAUAUUGGCACACCUGAAACGAUGGCCCCCACCAUUGUGGUUCCCCCGGGCAACAGAAGUGUGGUGGCUGGAUCCAGUGAGACCACCUUGGAAUGCAUAGCCAGUGCCAGACCUGUGGAGGAGCUGAGUGUGACCUGGAAGAGGAAUGGAGUGAGAAUCACCAGUGGCCUCCACAACUUUGGAAGACGCCUCACCAUCAGCAACCCGACGUCUGCAGACACUGGGCUGUACGUCUGCGAGGCGGCGCUACGCGGGAGUGCUUUUGAACCAGCCAGGGCGAAGGCCUUUCUUUUCAUCAUAGAGCCACCGUAUUUUACUGCUGAGCCUGAGAGUCGGAUUUCAGGGGAAGUAGAAGAAACCGUGGACAUCGGAUGUCGAGCCAUGGGGGUCCCCCUUCCCACCCUCCAGUGGUACAAGGAUGCUGUCUCCAUCAGCAAGCUCCAGAAUCCUCGAUACAAAGUCCUCGCCAGUGGAGGCCUGCGUAUCCAGAAGCUGCAUCCAGAGGACUCUGGAAUCUUCCAGUGCUUUGCCAGUAAUGAAGGAGGGGAGAUCCAGACCCACACCUACCUGGAUGUAACCAAUAUCGCUCCAGUGUUCACCCAGCAGCCAGCAGACACCACGGUGACCGACGGGAUGACAGCCAUUCUAAGGUGUGAGGUGUCCGGGGCUCCCAAACCUGCCAUCACCUGGAAAAGAGAAAACCACAUUCUGGCCAGUGGCUCUGUCCGGAUUCCUAGGUUCAUGCUUCUUGAAUCUGGGGGUCUGCAGAUCACACCCGUCUUCAUCCAGGAUGCCGGCAACUACACCUGCUAUGCAGCCAACACAGAGGGCUCCCUGAACGCAUCGGCCAUGCUCACCGUGUGGAAUCGAACAUCCAUCGUCCACCCUCCUGAGGACCACGUGGUGAUCAAGGGGACCACGGCCACCCUGCGCUGUGGAGCCAUGCAUGACCCCCGGGUUUCGCUCCGCUAUGUUUGGAAGAAGGACAACGUGGUCCUGACUCCAUCGAGCACAUCUAGGAUCAUGGUGGAGAAGGACGGGUCCCUCCUCAUCAGCCAGACAUGGUCAGGUGACAUCGGCGACUAUACCUGUGAUAUUGUUUCUGAAGGAGGGAACGAUUCCAGGAUGGCCCGGCUGGAAGUGAUUGAACUGCCUCAUUCACCUCAGAACCUCCUGGCCAGCCCUAAUUCUUCCCACAGCCAUGCCGUGGCGCUCUCUUGGGUCCGGCCCUUUGAUGGAAACAGUCCUAUUCUUUAUUACAUCGUGGAGCUGUCUGAAAACAACUCUCCGUGGAAAGUGCAUCUGUCAAACGUUGACCCUGAGAUGACAGGCGUCACCGUGAGUGGCCUGACUCCAGCUCGCACCUAUCAGUUCCGCGUAUGCGCAGUGAAUGAAGUGGGCAGGGGCCAGUACAGUGCUGAGACAAGCAGGUUGAUGCUACCUGAAGAACCACCCAGUGCUCCCCCCAAAAAUAUAGUAGCUAGUGGGCGCACCAACCAGUCCAUUAUGGUCCAGUGGCAGCCACCCCCAGAAACAGAGCACAAUGGGGUGCUGCGUGGAUAUAUCCUCAGGUACCGCCUGGCCGGCCUUCCCGGAGAGUACCAGCAGCGGAACAUCACCAGCCCAGAGGUGAACUACUGCCUGGUGAUGGACCUGAUCAUCUGGACACAGUAUGAGAUACAGGUGGCAGCAUACAAUGGAGCCGGCCUCGGCGUCUUUAGCAGGGCAGUCACCGAGUACACCUUGCAAGGAGUGCCCACUGCACCCCCGCAGAAUGUGCAGACGGAAGCCGUGAACUCCACCACCAUUCAGUUCCUGUGGAAUCCUCCACCUCAGCAGUUCAUCAACGGCAUCAACCAGGGAUACAAGCUUCUAGCAUGGCCAGCAGAUGCCCCCGAGGCUGUCACUGUCAUCACCAUUGCCCCAGAUUUCCACGGAGUCCACCAUGGGCACAUAACAAACCUGAGGAAGUUCACUGCCUAUUUCACUUCAGUUCUGUGCUUCACCACCCCUGGGGAUGGGCCUCCAAGCACACCUCAGCUCGUCUGGACUCAUGAAGACAAGCCAGGAGCUGUGGGACAUCUGAGUUUCACGGAGAUUCUGGACACAUCUCUCAAGGUCAGCUGGCAAGAGCCCCUGGAGAAAAAUGGCAUCAUUACAGGCUACCAGAUCUCCUGGGAGGUAUAUGGCAGGAAUGAUUCUCGUCUCAUGCACACCCUGAAUAGCACAACACACGAGUACAAGAUCCAAGGCCUCUCAUCUCUCACCACCUACACCAUCGAUGUGGCCGCUGUGACUGCCGUGGGCACUGGCCUGGUGACGUCAUCCACCAUUUCUUCUGGAGUGCCCCCAGACCUUCCUGGUGCUCCAUCCAACCUGGUCAUUUCCAACAUCAGCCCUCGCUCUGCCACCCUUCAGUUCCGGCCAGGCUAUGAUGGGAAAACGUCCAUCUCCAGAUGGAUUGUCGAGGGCCAGGUGGGAGCUAUCGGCGAUGAGGAGGAGUGGGUCACCCUCUAUGAAGAAGAGAAUGAGCCUGAUGCCCAGACGCUGGAGAUCCCAAACCUCACACCCUAUACUCACUACAGAUUUCGAAUGAAGCAAGUGAACAUUGUUGGGCCCAGCCCCUACAGUCAGUCUUCCCGCGUCAUCCAGACCCUGCAGGCCCCACCCGAUGUGGCUCCAGCCAGCGUCACGGUCCGGACUGCCAGUGAGACCAGUCUUCGGCUUCGCUGGGUGCCCCUGCCUGAUUCUCAGUACAAUGGGAACCCCGAGUCCGUGGGCUACAGGAUUAAAUAUUGGCGCUCAGACGUCCAGUCUUCAGUACUGGCCCAAGUCGUCAGUGACCGGCUGGAGAGGGAGUUCACCAUCGAGGAGCUGGAGGAGUGGAUGGAAUACGAGCUGCAGAUGCAGGCCUUCAAUGCCGUUGGGGCCGGGCCAUGGAGCGAGGUGGUGCGGGGCCGGACGCGGGAGUCAGUUCCUUCAGCCGCCCCUGAAAACGUGUCAGCUGAGGCUGUCAGCUCAACCCAGAUUUUACUGACGUGGGCUUCUGUGCCAGAGCAGGACCAGAAUGGACUCAUACUGGGCUACAAGAUUCUGUUCCGGGCCAAAGACCUGGAUGCAGAGCCCAGGAGUCACGUGGUGCGAGGGAACCACACGCAGUCGGCGCUGCUGGCAGGCCUGCGCAAGUUUGUGCUCUACGAGCUCCAGGUGCUGGCGUUCACCCGCAUCGGGAACGGGGUCCCCAGCACGCCCCUCAUCCUGGAGCGCACCAAGGAUGACGCCCCAGGCCCACCAGUGAGGCUUGUGUUCCCCGAAGUGAGACUCACCUCCGUGCGGAUCGUGUGGCAACCUCCAGAGGAACCCAACGGCAUUAUCCUGGGGUACCAGAUUGCCUACCGCCUGGCCAGCAGCAGCCCCCACACCUUCACCACCGUGGAGGUUGGUGCCACAGUGAGGCAGUUCACAGCCACUGACCUGGCCCCAGAGUCCGCAUACAUCUUCAGGCUGUCGGCCAAGACGAGGCAGGGCUGGGGGGAGCCGCUGGAGGCCACCGUCAUCACCACCGAGAAGAGAGAGCGGCCAGCGCCCCCCAGAGAGCUUCUGGUGCCCCAGGCAGAAGUGACCGCACGCAGCCUCCGGCUCCAGUGGGUUCCGGGCAGCGAUGGGGCCUCCCCCAUCCGGUACUUCACUGUGCAGGUGCGAGAGCUUCCCCGGGGGGAGUGGCAGACCUUCUCCUCGUCCAUCAGCCACGAGGCCACAGCCUGCAUCGUCGAAAGGCUAAGGCCCUUCACCUCCUACAAGCUGCGCCUGAAGGCCACCAAUGACAUUGGGGACAGUGACUUCAGUUCGGAGACAGAGGCGGUGACAACACUGCAGGAUGUUCCAGGAGAGCCCCCAGGAUCUGUAUCAGCAACACCGCAUACCACAUCCUCUGUCCUGAUACAGUGGCAGCCUCCGAGGGACGAAAGCCUGAACGGCCUUCUUCAGGGAUACAGAAUCUACUACCGGGAGCUGGAGUACGAGGCUGGGUCAGGCACCGAGGCCAAGAUGCUCAAAAGCCCUAUAGCUUUACGCGCUGAGCUCACAGCCCAAAGCAGCUUCAAGACAGUGAACAGCAGCUCCACAUCGACGAUGUGUGAAUUAACACAUUUAAAGAAGUACCGGCGUUAUGAAGUGAUAAUGACUGCUUAUAACAUCAUCGGCGAGAGCCCAGCCAGCACACCGGUGGAAGUCUUUGUUGGCGAGGCCGCCCCUGCCAUGGCCCCACAGAACGUGCAGGUGACCCCGCUCACGGCCAGCCAGCUGGAGGUCACAUGGGACCCACCACCCCCGGAGAGCCAGAACGGGAACAUCCAAGGCUACAAGAUUUACUACUGGGAGGCAGACAGCCAGAACGAAACGGAGAAAACAAAGGUCCUGUUCCUCCCUGAGCCCGUGGUGAGGCUGAAGAACCUGACCAGCCACACCAAGUACCUGGUCAGCAUAUCAGCCUUCAACGCUGCCGGAGAUGGGCCCAGGAGUGACCCCCGACAAGGGCGCACCCACCAGGCUGCCCCUGGGGCCCCCAGCUUUCUGGCGUUCUCAGAAAUAACCUCCACCACACUCAACGUCUCCUGGGGCGAGCCUGUGGCAGCCAACGGCAUCCUGCAGGGCUAUCGGGUGGUGUACGAGCCGUUGGCCCCUGUCCAAGGGGUGAGCAAGGUGGUGACCGUGGAAGUGAGAGGGAACUGGCAGCGCUGGCUGAAGGUGCGGGACCUCACCAAGGGGGUGACCUAUUUCUUCCGUGUCCAAGCUCGGACCAUCACCUACGGGCCUGAGCUCCAAGCCAAUGUCACAGCCGGGCCGGCCGAGGGGUCCCCGGGGUCCCCUAGAGAUGUCCUGGUCACCAAGUCUGCCUCUGAGCUGACCUUGCAAUGGACAGAGGGACAUGCUGGCGACACACCUACCACAGGCUACGUCAUCGAGGCCCGGCCCUCAGAUGAAGGCUUAUGGGACAUGUUUGUGAAGGACAUCCCGCGGAGUGCCACAUCCUACACCCUCAGCCUGGAUAAGCUCCGGCAAGGAGUGACUUACGAGUUCCGGGUGGUGGCUGUGAAUGAGGCAGGCUACGGGGAGCCCAGCAGCCCCUCCAUGGCCGUAUCAGCUCAAGUGGAAGCCCCGUUCUACGAGGAGUGGUGGUUCCUCCUGGUGAUGGCUCUGUCCAGCCUGAUCGUCAUCCUGCUGGUGGUGUUUGCCCUCGUCCUGCACGGGCAGAAUAAAAAGUACAAGAACUGCAGCACAGGAAAGGGCAUCUCCACCAUGGAGGAGUCUGUGACCCUGGACAAUGGAGGAUUUGCUGCCCUGGAGCUCAGCAGUCGCCACCUCAAUGUCAAGAGCACCUUCUCCAAGAAGAACGGGACCAGGUCCCCACCCCGGCCGAGCCCCGGCGGCCUGCACUACUCAGACGAGGAUAUCUGCAACAAGUACAACGGCACCGCGCUGACUGAGAGCGUGAGCCUCAAGGAGAAGUCGGCGGAUGUGUCAGAAUCCGAGGCUACCGACUCCGACUACGAGGAGGCACUGCCCAAGCACUCGUUCGUGAACCACUACAUGAGCGACCCCACCUACUACAACUCGUGGAAGCGCCGGGCCCAGGGCCGCGCACCUGCGCCACACAGGUACGAGGCGGUGGCUGGCGCCGAGGCAGGCGCGCAGCUGCACCCGGUCAUCACCACGCAGAGCGCUGGCGGCGUCUACACCCCAGCUGGCCCUGGCGCGCGGACUCCGCUCACCGGCUUCUCCUCCUUCGUGUGAGCGCUGUGCCGCGCCUCCCUCAGGUCGGAACGGAGGCGAACUUUGCGGAGUCUAUUUUUGUUGAGACAAUCAACUCCAAUAACUAAGCUGAAGUUUUUGUUUAAAAAAAAUUCUGAUAAGUGAUGAUUUUACCUACUGUGGACACUAGAUUUCAAUUAGGAAGAUUUUUUUAAAUGGCUUUUUGUAACAUCGCUGCAGGAAGCAGGUUUCUUUCUUUUUCUUUUCUUUUUAAGAGAAGGUGUAUCUCACUGGUGCAAUGGCUUGGCACCUCCGGGGCCUGGGAGGAUCUCAGACCUCCCCAGCCCUGGGUUUCUCCGUCUUCAAGACCAACUAGGAAGGCUCAAGCAGGGAGAGGGAGUGGAGAGUCAGGUGACAUCUCAGAGCUGCCCCGGCUGGUCCCUGUCUCUUUCUACCUCCUCUUCCAGAGAACCAGCGCUCACACUCUUCUCAACACAGGACACCCUGGCUCGCAGCUCACUCCUGGGGUCUGAAAAGCGAACGUUUUUCCCUGGGCUCACGCUUUUUGUCCCAACUUCAUCCGUUUCUGAAAAUGUUCUCACUCAGCCGUUUCUAGGCAAGGAUUCAGCUUUCAGGUUCCUGACGGCCAGGCAGGGAUGUUCAGGUGUGACCCAGCUGCCACUGUCUUCAUCACUGCCAUGGUGCGGUCUUGAGGCUCUUCUGCCUGUCCUUCCUCCUUCCUUCCCACCUGACAGGGUGGGAGCCACACCGGCCCUCUCCUCCCCACAACACAGCACACGGCCAACUCCACGGGACACGAGAACACAGGAUGGCAUCUCCAGGAUUGCUUGUUACGUAGGAAGUGCGCAUUGUUAACCAGAGUAUUUUUUAAAUCUUUUUAUCUUUUUUUAAACAAUGUCACAUGAAAUGAAUUCGUCUUUGCUGUCUCCAGGUGCCUUUUUAUUCAUUGUUCAGCUUUGUAUGUGGAAAAGAUGAAAAGCAACAGUGUCUGCAAAUAAAGCAAAACAGCUCUGAGAAUACAUGCUCCCGACUUGCCUCGUGCACACCAGGCCGCCCCCUCCCUCUGUCCUGCCUCCCUCGGCUGCCACUGUUUCUCCACCACUGGUGCUGCUGCUGCCUGCUCUCCCAGUCUGAGGCCAGCUUUUAGCCUUAACAGGUUUUCCAGAAACAUUUUUUUUUCUUUAAUCAUCCUUGUUUGGUUUAAAUCUUUUGGCUAGAUGAAAAUAGUAUGAACUGCUUUGGAAAACUUAACAGUCCAGGCAUGGCCAUGCCUCCAGCCCCUCAACAUCAUUUUUGCAACAGAUGACUGGGCUGCGGUAGUCCACCCCUCAGCCUGGGGCCUGGGUCUGGAUGGAAUGGGUGCCCUGCUGGUGCUCAUGGGCAUGUGUGCUCCAGGUCCCUGUAAGUGCCCCCAAGUGCCCCCAUACCAGCAGAAGCAUGACACACACAAGAUUCAAGAUCACUGUCAAUGCCCCACUGUGCACUGUGAAUGGCAGGUGCUGUUCCCCCAGUGACCUGAGGUUAGGGGACAGCUGAGCAGUAUCUGGCCAGUGCCACCAGGGGCCAUUCUCCUGGCCACGUGCAGACAGUGUGGCCUCCCAGAUGUCUUGUGCACCUCUAUGGGCAGAGGGUUUGGAUAUUGUCUGGAUUCUCUGCUGUCAGCGUUGCUAGGUGUGGCCCCAGGAGACUAAGGAGUGUUGUGUGGGGUGGAAACCCCUUUCAGUCCUUCCAAAAUUAGACAGUAUGCAAAGUUUCCUUUUUCUCUCUCUCCUCUCCUCCUUCCUUUCCUUUCUUCCUCCCUCCCUCUCUUCCUCCCCCACUUCUGCCCUCCCUUCCUCCUUUCCUUCCUUCCUCCCUCCCUCUUUUCUUUCCUUCCUCCCCCCCUUCUUCCAUCCCUUCCUCCCUCCCCAUUCCUUCUUCCUUUUCUCCUCCCUUUUCUGAGUGGAGGGGGAAAUAUUCUUCUAAGCCAAAAAUCCUAGAUGCUCUGCCCAAAGCCACUUCCGCGUGAGAAUUGCAGCCCACAGUUCUCUGGACAGGACUCGCCUCAGCGGACAGAGCUGCGUCCUACUUCUCAGCCCCGGAGAGGGCGUAAUGGGCAGGAAGCCAGGAUGUAAGUACUGGAAUUUCUCAGAAGAGAAUCGAUAAACGGAGAACAAGGACAGCGCUGCCUUCUGUGCGCUCAGACUGCUCCCUUCAGCCGUAAGGAUGUGGCUGCAAAUGCCCAGGAGAGAGGUUGAGGAUGACCAGGUUCAAGGUGUGUUUCACUCUCGGGUUUUCGAUACAACAUCAUGACACUUUCGUUUCAAACUCGUGUUUUCUGUCUCCCUCCACUCUUAGUAAACCUUGAUUUGUACGGGGUGUACCAUCUGAGGCUGUGCUGGCCUCCUGGCUGCUGCUGGACUGUGCUUGGGAUGGUGCCCACACCCAUCACUCAGAGCGACCCUGUCCCAUGAGACCCACCUGUGCGAAGGAACAGCAUUGGGUGUUUCCAGGUUGAUUUCAGCCUUUUAGAGCAAUACGGCCUUUGAGAAGCAUCUAUUCCUCACUCCUCAUCUUCAGGGAAGGGAAAGAAAAUCACACCCUAGGAAGAUGGAUAUUGUAUUUUAAUCUCGGUUUUGAAAAGAGGUCGAGCAAAAUGUCUCUAAGCCAGCCUAGGCGGAACGUACUCCCGCUCUCUCCUGCUUCGUGACGGCAGUGGCUGAGUCUCCCCACCCCCCACACCUACCCCCUAAUCCCACCCCACUCCCCCACCCCUGAUGCAGUUCAUUUCAGAUUGUUUGGCCCUGUGAGGAUGUGGUUACGGAGGGCCAAGGAGGCUCCGUGUGAGCCACGGGGAUGGGUGUGUAGAGCUCCCUCCUCCUCGGGCACCAGGACACAGGUUCCAGGCAGGUGAGCUGAGAGCUGCUAGGCCAUGUCCCCUCCACCUCCUGCUCGGCCACCUUCUGGGUGAAUUGGUCCAGCCCAAGCCCCUCUCCCCAGCCUCCCCUUCAGCUUCUCUCCAUGCCUGCUUUUAUAAGGCACACUUAAUUCAAUGCCAUAGCAAAAUAAUGAGGGUCAGGGGAGAGGAGGCACAGACAGCCACUGCGCAAAAGGUGCCUCCACAGCCGCAGGAGGUGGCUCACUCCGUACGGUUCUCCGGAGGCCAUGCUUGUAUCUGACUGCGACUGGGCUGAAGCAUGGUGUUUGCGUAACAGCUAGCUGCAUGGUUUUUAUUUCUUAUGCAUUCAUGGCACACAGUGUAGCUGUGUGUGUUCUCCCAAUGAGCAACCCGUCUAUGUUCCUAAGUGUGGCUCCCUGUCAGUCCGUGUCCCUGUAGCAUGGAUCCAGUCUGAAAGGUGAGGACAAGUGGAAACCCCUGAGCUGAGCUCGCCCGCUGGGACACAUCUGCUUCCCGUGUCACCUUCUGGUUUAGGGAGUGCCCCAGUCAGCCCUGAAGUGUUCCCUACAACAUUUUCUGAAAUUGUGCAGAAAACCAGAUCUCAUUUUAAAAAAAAGAAAAAGAAAAAAAUAAACAACUUGUAGGAAGACAGAGAGGUGCUAUGGGUACAAUUUUUAAUAAAAACAUUAUUUUGUUCCUUAAGCGCUUGUGGUUUUCUUCAAGUGUGGAUGGAGUGAGUCGGGAGGCCUUAGGAACCUUCUCAAAUUCUAAGGUUGUAAAUAUGAACCACUGGCACUUCACUCAAAGAUGAACCACUCCCUUCACCCCAGUACUGUACUGGACCCCUCUGCCUUCCCCCACACACCCUUACCUUUACCAGAGCCCAUCCUGUUGACGUGCAGGUGUGUACAGGCAGUGAGCAUCCCCCUGAUUGGAGCUGAGGUCGGAGUGAAAACAACUUCACACCCUUGCAGGGUGGCCUGAAGCAGGCAGCACAGAGCCUGAGCCAGGGAGACCUUCUGCCUGAACCAGCAGCAUUCCUAGGGCCAGCCCAACUCCACCCACCACCUGGCUGGACCACCAGAGACUUCACAGGUGCCCGGAAGGGGAAGAACAGCUCAGAGCCAAACUUUGCCUUGGGUGGGGGAAGCGGAGCUGUGAGCAAGAUGGCCUUCCCCUCCUAAGGGGUCUGGCCACACCAUAGUUUGUCAGGCUCCAGGUGUGCUCUGGGAAUGAGACGAGGCCAUUUCCCUUCCCUUUCAGAAGUGGAAUUUUCCUUGAUUCUUUCCUUUUAAGAGACAGGAUCUCACCCUAUUUCCCAGGAUGGAGUGCAACGGUAUAAUCAUAGCUCACUGCAAUGCUCAUCUCCUGGGCUUGAGUGAUCCUCCCGCCUCAGCCUCCCUAAGUGCUGGGACUGCAGGGUACCUGCAGCGGAAUUUUCAAAGGCAUCUGCCAAUCACUGAGGGAACCCUGGGCUUCUGUGAAACACAGGGCCCCUGUGGCUGCAGUGCUGGGGCCACCAGGAGGAAGCACAGCUGCCCCCUUGUCACCCACAGGCUUUAGGGUCUCAGUGGCCCAGGAACGUUAGGAAUCUCAGUGUCCAGGCCACACGCAGGCCAGUUAAAUCAGAGUCUCUGGGGAUUGGGUGCAGACAUCCGAUUUGUUUUGAAAGCUCCGAAAGUGAUUCCAAUGCAGCAAGGAAGCCAUGCUGCCUGGAGGAGGGGCUGGGGAGGGGCCAGGGUCUGACCUUGCCAACAUUGCCCUUUUGCUCCGGAAGCAGUCACUGCCACUGAUAAGCCCCAGGUAAGAACACUUUCAUUUUCUCACCAUGGCCAGCCUACAUCCUACCACAAAUCUGCACAUUUUCCACCAUCUCCAAUAUUUCAGAAGUUGCAGCUGCUGUGGGGAAGGUUGACAUUUACUGAACGCAUACCGUGUGCCAGAUGGUAUUCUGUGCUCUUGUUAGUCCACAGAACUCCCUCCAGGACCCUGUGAGGUAGGUACAGUGGCAGUCCCAUUUUGUAGAUGAGGAAAUGCACCCAGAGUGGUGAAGCCAUCUGCUCGGGGGUAACCAGCUGGCCAGGGACAGAUCAGCUCUGAACCUGGGCAGCUGGGGGCUCCAGAGCCUGGUCCCUGGGUCUGACCACUGCACAGCACUGCCUCCUACGAGGCUGUCUGCGGUCACCCUGAGAUCUGUGGGCUAUUAUCCUGAGAGGAGGCAGGCACCUCUCCCUACAGCUCGGAGCCUGGCGUCUUUACUGAGACUUCUCGGGCUGAACAUACAUGCUGCUCAGAAGAUUUUCUUUUCCCCACAUCAUCCUCAAGGCAUAAGGAUAAGUUAUGCACAACCCAUCAUUACUACUAUUGUUGAAAAGUUCAUGGGAGAAAGUUUUAAAUGCAACUGGUUAGCCCAGAGAAAUGAACCACGCUGUCUUGUUGGAUGAAGAUUAGAUCAGAAUACCUCCACAAGGCCAGGCACCGUGGCUCACGCCUGUAAUCCCAGCACUUUAAGAGGCCAAGGCGGGCGGAUCACGAGGUCAGGAGAUUGAGACCAUCCUGGCCAACAUGGUGAAACCUGAUCUCUACUAAAAUACAGGACAGGACUCUCCUGUGUACCUUGGUUUAUACCACAGCCAGGCAAGACCCACAGUGCCAAAAAAUGGCAGAUGAAGACGUGGCUCUGAGGUGGGCGACGAGGUCUUUCCAUUCUUCCCAAGAAAAUCAAAAUUCCGCACAGUUCCGCCAGUGUCUGCUAAAUACGCGGUUAGGUUUUAGAGGUUUGGUCUUUGUCAGGAAGUGGAACCACGUGCAGAAACUUUAUUUGGGAGCCACAGAAGCCUUUGCAAACCUUCCGAUGAGGCAGCUGUUUUUCUGAAAUGGUUGGCUCGCCGGAUGCUUAUUUUAAAAGGAUUUGAGCGUGUCUGUGGAUUUGCACAAGUACCUCAGGAUUUGCCAGAAAUUCUUUCCCUUUAAUGGCUCAAGUCAAUUAACAGCCAGCAUGGGUGAAAAUUCCAAGCUGUGAAUUCUGGACUCUGUGGUCUUAAAACACCCUGCUUCUCCUCAGAUAAGACAAUAUUCUGCAGUCAUUAAGCAAACCACUAUAUUAUGGGGCUAAAUUGCAUCCAGACUCAAAUAUUUUUAUUACAAAAAAAGUCAUAUUUCUGAGGAAUUUUGAAAAUGCAUCCGUGUCUGUGGGAUUCUCCAGCUGCUACCGAUAGAUUUGGCCUGCAGACCUCGUGGGUCCAGAGAGCCCCAUGGGGUCCCCAAAGGGAGGCCAAGAAGCGAAUCCCAUCCCCCUGGUGGAGUCCCAGGUUUGCAGGGAUGGGUCCCUCUCCUCUCUCUGUCUUAGGGAACAUUUUGCAAGGAUGUUGAGAGCCAGAGAAUUAGAGAAUCUGGGACUUGCUUGCUGCAGAGGCGAGGUAUGGCAGAAACCUGGUGGAGAUCCAGCAAGUCCCUUGGAAGGUCUCCGAAGUCAUCUCUCUUGGGGAUGGGCCACUCAGCCUCCCAGUGGACCCCCUGCAGAGCCCCCAGCACAGGUGUGGCCUGGCCUGGGCUCCCUCACUGCACCCUCUCCCACCCAUUGCUCCUACUUUCUCCACCAGUGAUGCCUUUCCCUUCUCUGCACUUCCUGCUUAGCCCAGGCUCAGUCCCUUCCUCAAGAACCACAGGAACCACUCCUUCCCACCCCCAACAGUUCCAGCCAGCCUGGUCCCCCCCAUCCCCAACCACCCACUGUCUCAGGAAGGCCACACCCUGGGACCUUGUUCCUUCAUGAUUUUUGCCUCCGCCCCAUGACCAGGCCAUGAGUCCCGUGAGGUUACAGUUUGUCCUUUCUUCCUUGUUUGCACACCCCAAUACCAACUCUGACGUAGAAUCCCCACAUGCUGGGUGCUUCAGGGAGAUGGCAGCACGUCGGAUGCUACCUGCCUUACAGCCUGCCUGUAACCAAACUCUGGGGCCAUGGUAGGGGCACAGCAAUCUCCAAGUCAUACCAUUAAGUGCAAAAUAAGCAUGCUUCCAUUUGUGUGUGAGUGUAUGUAUAUGUGUAUGUGGGUUGUAUAUGUGUAUAGAACAUGCAUGCAGGGUGGACACAGAUGUACACUCCCUAAACCCCUGUCAAUAAAGGGCAUAAUACCAUGUGGCAGAGAAGGCCUCCAGUGCCUUCAGGAUUUGCCUCAGCUACAGAGAGUUGCCUUACCCAAGGACUCAUUCUUCCAGGAGCAUCCACAUCUCUGGCUGACGGAAGUGGGCAUAUCAAGGAAGGCCUGGCCAUUUUAGCUGGACAGGGAAUAACUCUGGUGGGACAGGUUUACCCUGAAGCUCCCAGGGAGUUGGGCCAAGGUUCUGCCAGGCCCACCGCAUGGCUGAACUCUGCCCAAUACUGUCCUUCCUCCCUCCAUAAGUGUGGACCCUGAUGCAAACCCUGUAUGCCAUAUUCCCUCUGAGGGCCACUUUUAGAGACCUGCUCUGUAACACAUGGAAAGGGCUGCCUUAGAACCAGGCCGGUCCCUGUCAGGGAACUCCUCUUCCCUGGACUUGCCUGACCUGCCAGUGAGGCCAGUACUCCUGGAUUUUGGGGAUCUGCUGAAAUGUCUGCCACACAUGCAAAGUCAUGUGAGAAAGGAAAUGUCUUCGUAGUAUACUACAUGGCUCAGUUGUCGGUGGUAUUUAAGUAGCCGUUAUAUGUUGAACUUUGUGUAUUGAUUUGUUCACAAAUUGUGAUAUAACUCUGUUGGGAAGUGAGGGAGGGCAAUGUUUGUAAUGUCUGUGAACAGGGUGAGGGCUAAGACUUACAAUUCCUGACUGAGGAGUCAUAAACUGUUAAAAAAAAAAAAAGGAUCAAAAAUGAUCAAAGUCACAGCACAAGCACAGUACUUAGAAAGAUGAGGGCCAGGCACAGUGGUGCACACCUGUAAUCUCAGCACUUUGAGAGGCCCAGGUGGGCAGAUCACAAGGUCAGGAGUUUGAGACCAGCCUGGCCAACAUGGUGAAACCCCAUUUCUAUUAAAAACACCAAAAUUACCCAGGUGUGAUGGCACAUACCUGUAGUCCCAGCCACUGUGGAGGCUGAGACAGGAGAAUUGCUUAAACCCAGGGGACAGAGGUUGCAGUGAGCCAAGAUAGUGCCACUGCACUCUAGCCUGGGCAACAGAGCAAGACUCCAUCUCAGAAAAAAAAAAAAGAAAGAAAGAAAGAAAGAUGAGAAUAAAUACAAGAUUAAGUAGUUAAAGGAAUUGGAAGUGAUAGCCUAGGAUGCAGAGUCAGGGCUGCAGGGCUGUGGCAGGGUAAGCAGACCUGGAGCAGAGACCACGCAAGCGACCCUCAGCUUUUAUGACAUGUUUUCUUAUACUGUUUGACUUUCACAUAUGUUACUUUCAUUUAAAAAAUAAUUAAAAGAGAAAAAAAGCAGGCAUCUUGUUGUUUUUCCUUAUGUAAGACUUGAAACAACCUAAAUGUCCAUCUGAAGGGGAUUUAGAAAAUGAAUUAUGCUACUCCACGCAUGGGAACCCAUGCGUUUAAUAGAAUAAGAUGGGCCAGGCACAGUGACUCAGGCCUAUAAUCCCAGCACUUUGGGAGGCCAAGGCAGAUGGAUCACCUGAGGUCAGGAGAUCAAGACCAUCCUGGUUAACAUGGUGAAACUCCAUCUCUACUAAAAAUAUAAAAAAUUAGCCAGGCAUGGUGGUACACACCUGUAGUCCCAGCUACUCGGGAAAAGGAAGGAGAAUCACUUCAACCCAGGAGGCAGAGGUUGCAGUGAGCCAGGAUUGUACCACUGCACUCCAGCCUGGGUGACAGAGCGAGACUCCAUCUCAAAAAAAAAAGGAAUGAAAUGGGAUUACAUGCAUGAAGACAGCCAUCUCCUUAUGUGUGUGUAAACACACAUACAUAUGCUAGAAAGAGUAGAAACCAUCUCUGGAAAGAUGAACAAGAAAUUGGUAACAGGGGUUGCCUCUAGAAAGAAGAACAAAAGGAAAAGAACUAGAGUGGAGACUAGCCUUCACACUGCUUGCAUUUCUCACCAUGGACAUGUGUUAUUCUUCCCGAUAAAAAGGAGAAAACCUGAGAUGCCCAGGCAUCCAGGCAGGGGGGAUGUCUGUCUUCUUUUGGCCUCCUAGGCAACAGGCACAGUCCUCAGCUGGAGAGAACAAGCCACUUCCUAGCUGUGUGGUCUUGGGAAAAAUCACAUCCCUCUCUAAUUAUUUUCUUUACCAUAAUAUAACACUAGGUUUUUUUAAUUUUAUUUUAUUAUUAUUAUACUUUAGGUUCUGAUAUAUCUGUGUAGAACGUGCAGGUUUGUUACAUAGGUAUACACGUGCCAUGGUGGUUUGCUGCACCCAUCAACCCGUCGUCAACAUUAGGUAUUUCUCUUAAUGUUAUCCUUCCCCUGCCCCCCCACCCCCCCAGCAGACCCCAGUAUGUGAUGUUCCUCUCCUUCUCCUCGAUGUGUCCAUGUGUUCUCAUUGUUCACCUCCCACUUAUGAGUGAGAAUAUGCAGUGCUUGGUUUUCUGUUCUUGUGUUAGUUUGCUUAAAAUGAUGGUUUCCAGCUUCAUCGAUUUCCCUGCAAAGGACAUGAACUCAUCCUUUUUUAUGGCUGUAUAGUAUUCCAUGGUGUAUCUGUGCCACAUUUUCUUUAUCCAGUCUUUCAUUGAUGGGCUUUUGGGUUGGUUCCAAGUCUUUGCUAUUGUGAACAGUGCUGCAAUAAACAUGUGCAUGUGUCUAUAUAAUAGAAUGAUUUAUAAUCCUUUGGGUAUAUAACCAGUAAUGGGAUUGCUGGGUUAAAUGGUAUUUCUGGUUCUAGAUCCUUGAGGAAUUGCCACACUGUCUUCCACAAUGGCUGAACUAAUUUAAACUCCCACCAACAGGGUAAAAGUGUUCCUAUUUCUCCACAUCUUCUCCAGCAUCUGUUUCCUGACUUUUUAACGAUUGCCAUUCUAACUGGCAUGAGAUGGUAUCUCAUUGUGGUUUUGAUUUGUAUUUCUCUACUGGCCAGUGAUGAUAAGCCCUUUUUCAUGUUUGUUGGCCGCAUAAAUGUUUUCUUUUCAUUUUGAGGCUUACAUGGAAAGUUAGUGGAAAGCAGUGUGAAGACGCAAAGAUACAUCAGCGUUUGCUAGUUUAUUCCUGUUACCACCAUUGCUUCCACUACCACCAUCCCAGGGAGCUUCAGGUAAGAAACAGGGUCCACCUGUCAAUGUGUGAACCGUCCCACCCUGGCCUCCCAGGUGUUCACGGGAAAACCAGGGACAAAAGACCAGGGUACCUGCCGUCACUAGUGGGUCAGAGAUGACCCCACCAACCACUCCAAGGUUUCACCACCAACCCAUUCAUACAGGUGGGGUUUUAAGUAAAUGAAAAAUAUAGCCCCUCUUAAAACAAAAUUUAUAACCCAUCUUUCUGAACUUCCAGGUCCUGAGGCAGAGACACCUGGUGAGAGACUGCGGUAGGGACGAACACUUCGGGACUCAGUGCUUAAGUAUCCAGAGAGUCACCAGCCCAGGAUCUUUGGGGGGCUCUUGGAGAGUGAUGCAAGAAGUGAAUCCCCCAAACCAGCACCAGACUGGGGCUCCCAUAGGUUUGAUGACAUAUGGCCUGUGGACCCCAUCCUAGAACCAGAGAGGACAAUGAUCUUUUUUCCCGGGUUGCCCAGGAGGGUCUUGGCUCGGUUCUACAGCCCCAGCCUCAAUCCUAUUUCAAGAGCAUCUCUGUGACCAAGAUCACUAAGCCAGACGGGAGAGUGGAGGAGCGCAGGACAGCGGUGGACAGUGAGGGCUGGACAGAGGCCGCAAUAACUGGACAUGAAGCAGAUAGCAGUCCUAGGGUGAUCCAGAAUCACCAAGACCUCCAGCCCUGGAUGAUGCCUUCUCCAUCCUGGACUUAUUCCUAGGACGUUCGUUGGUUCUGGUCCCGAUAGUUUUGUUAACCCUCAGAGGCCUUCAAGUCCUUUCCACCUCUCACCCAUUGCCCACCAUCAAUAAGCUUAGCUGCUCCUCUCGCCACCUCAGGGGCUUGGAUAUGUGGAAUAGUGAAUUGGGGGUCGUCACUCGCCCAAACUGACCAAUAAAACCUUUAUUUAUGCUA
Messenger RNA from Callithrix jacchus (white-tufted-ear marmoset), 17952 nucleotides. RefSeq names its product sidekick cell adhesion molecule 1 (gene SDK1). Gene Ontology annotation, molecular function: protein binding. The record is from RefSeq and is a predicted model, not a curated record. Lineage: Eukaryota; Metazoa; Chordata; Mammalia; Primates; Cebidae.